Molecule: messenger RNA, 455 nt
Organism: Ambispora leptoticha
Lineage: Eukaryota; Fungi; Glomeromycota; Glomeromycetes; Archaeosporales; Ambisporaceae
Source: the annotation of a GenBank genome assembly
AUGUCCAGAAAGCGUACCCGCACGGAAAACACUGAAGAAACCAAUAAAAACUCGCAAGCUACAACUAGCCAUACGACAGAUCGAGACUCUGAAUUGUCUCUUCAACUUGAGCCUUCCAUUUUUGGGUUCAAGCCUGGCAAUGAUUUCGUGAGAGCCGUGAGUGACUUUCUAUAUGAGCAUGUGAUUAAAGAUAACAUAGAGAUUGAGGGGAAGUUAGGUGUACUCGUGAGUAAAGACACCAAAACAAGAAUAGAGUUGCCAGUUAUCUGUGAAACCAUAAUCGAUCGUAGUGAAGAGUAUCGAUGUCAAUUUGAGAGCAACAUGUCACCUGAUCAACACCGCCACUUUAAUAAUAUAUUGAAUGCAAGGGUAAAUCAGACUAUGAAUCCCGCCUAUCAAGGUGCCCCAGUAAAAUAUAAACACACUAAAGAAACAGACAGGUUUUAUCGUAAUGA